This is a messenger RNA of Symbiodinium natans, 435 nucleotides long. The record is from the annotation of a GenBank genome assembly. NCBI's taxonomy places the organism in Eukaryota, Dinophyceae, Suessiales, Symbiodiniaceae.
AUGCCGGUGGCCGAAGAUGGCGCAUCUCGGACACAGAGUGUCCAGGACCAGGUGCAGGGCGCCAUGGCUGUGAUGCAGGACAACAUGCGGGCCAUGGCCGAGAGAGACUCGCAACUGAAUCACUUGGAGGCCAGGACCAACGACCUGCAAGGGGCCUCCAAGGCCUUCAGCUCUGGAGCAAAGCGCUUGCAAAGGCACUAUCAGUGGCAGAGGUACAAGUUCUACUUCGCGGUCGGUGCUGUGGUGGUGCUGGCCGUGGCUCUGAUCUUGCUGCCCUCACAGUACAAAGUGCCCUUCUUCGUGGUGUCCGUGCUGAUCCUCGGAGUGCUGGCGCUGAUCAACGCCUUGCUGGGCCGCUAUCGCGACCUCCGCGAGGAGGAGCCGGCGAGCAACGUGGAGCUUGGAGAGUCUCUGACGCGCGAUGGCAUGGAGUGA